Hyaloscypha bicolor E is the source of this 351-nucleotide messenger RNA. Its product is annotated as kinase-like protein. Gene Ontology annotation, cellular component: cytoplasm. The record is from RefSeq and is a predicted model, not a curated record. Gene Ontology annotation, molecular function: protein serine/threonine kinase activity; ATP binding. The annotation marks the transcript as partial. NCBI's taxonomy places the organism in Eukaryota, Fungi, Ascomycota, Leotiomycetes, Helotiales, Hyaloscyphaceae. Gene Ontology annotation, biological process: protein phosphorylation; intracellular signal transduction. The transcript has 2 exons.
GAGAAGAAAACCAAGAGAGAGAUUAUUAUCCUCAAGAAAGUAUAUUAUCCGAAUAUUAUCGGUUUGCUUGAGAUUAUUAACAACCCGAAGUUACAGAAGAUAUAUCUGGUCCUGGAAUAUACUGAGCUGGGAAAGGUACAUUACGUCUUCGAAGAUGAAUUUUCCUAUAUUCCCUGCUUCACGAUUAACCUGGCGAGAUCGGCAUUUAGAGACACCGUACUGGGAUUAGAGUAUCUGCACUAUGAAGGGAUUAUCCACCGAGAUAUCAAGCCUGCCAAUCUAUUGUGGACCAAAGAUUAUUGUGUGAAGAUCGCGGAUUUCGGGGUCUCGUACUUAUUCGCAGGAUGCUGA